GUACUCCACCGGCCCGAACCCUGUUCUGAGCUGGUGCGACUAUGUCCUUGAUUUGGAGGCGCGCCGGCAAUGCGUCUACGAGCGUUUGAGCAAAGAGCUGGACUUGCUUGUUGAGGAAGGCGUCGACCUUUUCUUCUCUCAGUGGCUGUACGAGGAGCACAUGACCUUCGACAAGUUCCGUGUCAAUAUCGACUAUGCUUUCGAUGUGAACUUCGAGGGUUACGUGCCUCUCUUUCCCAUUGUCGUGCCGAUCUUCGGUCAAACAGAAGUUCGUGUCAGUUGGCCAAUCUGGGAGUACCUCUUCUUCGAAGUCUACCACGGGGCCUUUGAGAAGAGGGUGGGCACCAGCGGAACGAUUGCCUCGGGGGUGGACCAAUGCUGGUUCGAGCACAAUGCUUGCAUCCCUUCCUGCGAAGAUGGCCUUGGAGG
Messenger RNA from Symbiodinium sp. CCMP2592, 429 nucleotides. Lineage: Eukaryota; Dinophyceae; Suessiales; Symbiodiniaceae. The record is from the annotation of a GenBank genome assembly.